Closterium sp. Naga37s-1 is the source of this 4908-nucleotide messenger RNA. The record is from the annotation of a GenBank genome assembly. NCBI's taxonomy places the organism in Eukaryota, Viridiplantae, Streptophyta, Zygnematophyceae, Desmidiales, Closteriaceae.
AUGGAGGCCCUGGCUUCUCCUGCUGCUCAGGCGUGUUCCGCAUCCCCGCACUCCGCGCUCCGCGCGUCGUCCCCCGCACUCGGCGGAGGCGGACUGCGCAAUGCGGCCUCGCUGCUACCGCUCCGCUCCGCGGGUCUCGUAAAGAAGUCGCUAUGUCGACCAUCGCACGCUGUCGCUGCUGCCGAUAAUAAUCACCGGCCGUCCGCAAUUCGCGCUGGUAGCAACGCGGCGGACGAUGCGCUGUGCCGGCGGCAAGUUCUCGGAGCGCUGGCGAUCGCGCCGACUCUGCUGAUGGCGCCGCGAAUGGCGGGAGCGGAGGAAUCAGCGGUGGAGGUGGCGGGAGAAGAAGUGGCGGCGGGGUCGCCGGCGGGAUCCGCGGCGGGGGACGCGCCGCGAGUGACGGAGAAGGUGUUUCUCGAUAUUGCCGUGGACGGUGCGCCUGCUGGACGGCUGGUGAUAGGCGUAUACGGCGAGGCUGCGCCAGUGGGAGCAGCGCGCUUCACCCAGCUGGCCAGGGGCGUGGCGGGCGUGUCGUACCGGCGCAAGGACUUCCUCCGCCUCACCGACUCCUACGUGCAGGGCGGCGCCCUGCGCUCCUUCUCCCUCACCGGCUCUGCUGCUGACCCUGCUGCUUUUGUCGGCGGCUUGAACGCGGAUGCGGUCGCACAGGAGCUACAGCAGCUGCAGAUCGCAAAGCCCGGGCCAGUCUACAACAAAGCCUACUCCGUCGCUCUGUUUGCCGUCGACCCAACCAUCCCCCCUCCGAAGCAAAAGCUGGUGGCACGAGGGGGGAAAUUUGAGGUGGUGGAGGAGGCGUUGAAACCGGCCCCCAACGGCACUGAGUUUGCCGUCUCCUUUACAGACUGCCCCGAUUUAGACUCCACGCACCUGGUGGUGGGACGGGUGCUGGAUGGCUUUGGAGUUCUGGAGAAGGUUCGGGAGGUGCCGUUUGUGCGGGACAACACAGACAAUGGCUUCUUCAAAGCUGCGAAAUUGAUAGGAGAUACCAGGGCUACAGUAGCAGAGAGGGGGUUUUAUCGCCCGUACAAGAAGAUUACAAUCACCAAGUCAUCAUUAGAUCCCUACGGUGCCGGGUCUAAUCCGUCAAAUUACAUGCAGCAACAGCAAGGCUAUCACCAGCAACACCAGCAGCAGCAGCAGCAGCAGCAGCAGCAGCAGCAGCAACAGCAGCAGCAGCAGAGUUACUACAACCCAUCAUCGGCGUUGCUUCAGCAGUCUGGCAUGCGCGACGGUCAUGGAUCAGGCUAUACCGCGUAUGGCUCGGCCGGUGCUUACUCUUCCCAGGGCUAUGCGGAAGCGUCGUAUGCAGACGGUGCAAUGCGAGGGAUGAAUAAGCGAGGCCUCGAUUCAGGUGUUUUCCCUUCCUCCCACCAUAGCUAUUACGAGUACCCUUCCAAACGUCUUCAUUUCGGCAACACCAAUCCCACUCCUCUCCCUCCAUCCUCCCAUUCUGACCCCUCAUACCCCUCCUCCCUCUACCUAUCAUCUGGCGCUGACGCUGGUUCUACCUUCCCCAGUAGCGCCUACUACGACUCAAACGCCACAGGUCUGGGCCCUGGCAAAGAAGCAUACUAUUCCACAUCCCAGCAGCAGCAGCAGCAGCAGCAGCAGGAAGAGCAGGAGCAGGCGCUAUAUCCGGUCAGGCCAGGGGAGAAAGAGUGUGCGUACUACAUGCGACAUGGCAAGUGCAGUUUCGGCGCCACAUGUCGAUUCCACCACCCCCCGCGCACCCCCUCCUCUUCCGCCGCCGCUCCUUCCCCCUCUUCCGCCCCCUCCGGCCCCUCCGGUCCGUCUGCCCCGUUCGCCCCAUCCGCCUCUGCCGCUUACCCGAACGCGUCUGCCUCUGCUACAGCAGCGGUGGCGGUGGCGACAGCCGCAAUGGUAGCAGCAGCUGGUGGUUAUUCUUACUCCUAUUCUGGGGGGAAUUGGGAUUCGGCGGGCAUGUUAGGAGUGAUGCCUGUAGCGGCAUUCGGAGCAGGAGCAGGAGGAGGAGGAGGGGGAGGGGGAGCAGGUAUAGGGGGUCUAAUCCCACCCAGCCUUUUCUCUCCCCACUCCCCCCACCCACACCCCCACGCUUCUCCCAAUUCGCCACUUGAUUCCUUGUCUUACCUACUCCGCACUCUCUAUACACCUCCUUUCCCACCAGUGUUUCUGCCUUUAUACGGUCCAAUGAACGGAACUAGUCUUGCCCCUCAUCUUCCUCCGCUCCCUGCUCCUCCUCCCACACUCCCCCCCUUCCCCUCCCCUCUCUCUCGCUGCACUUUCUGUCCUCUUUCCCCCUCCUCCAACCCCUCAACUCGCUCCUCCCCUCCCCAUUCUCCCCCUUCCUGCGUGCAUGCGUGUGUGUUCGUCCAUACCGCGUGUGGCUCUGCCAUCCCUCCCUCCCUCCGUCCUUCCGUCCCUCCAUCCCUCUGUCCCUCCGUCUUUCCGUCCUUGUGUCCUGCCCGGCCCGCAUCCCCCCUGCCACCUGCAAUUCUACAUGAAAACUGGGACAUGCAAGUUUGUCAGAACUGCUGCUUCAACCAUCCAGAGCCAUCCGCCCUCACGUCACCUGCUGCAGCAGCCAAUGCGAUGGCCAGUGCCCGCCCCUCUGCUCCUGCUCUCUUCCGUUCCCCAGUGCAAUCACCGUUUCUGCUCCCACAAAGGCUCCUUCCGCACCAGUCUGGCGUGCUCUCCCCAGGCCCCUCCCUCCCGCUGCUGCCACCCACCGCGUCACCCAUAUCAAUCCUGCAGCUGCACCGACAACAGCAGUACCAGCAGCAGCAGGAGCAGCUUCACCAGCACCACCAGCAGCAGCUGCAACAGCUGCAGCAGCAGCAGCAGUUCCCGCAGCGGCCAGGGCAGCCGGAAUGCGCAUUUUACGUGAAGACUGGAAGCUGCAAGUACGGGCCUUCCUGCAAGUUCCACCAUCCCCCACAGCAGCAGCAUCAGCAGCAGAAGCAGCAGCAUCACCUUUCACCAUCACCAUUGCCAUUCCCACUGGGCGGUGGGGGAAUGGGAGGAGGAGCAGGCGGAGGAGGAGGGGGAGGUGGAGGAGCAAGAGGACCGGCUAUGUUCUUCCCUCCGCCUUCUCAUGUGCACCUGUCCUCCUCUCCACCCAUGCAUCCUGUGUUUCGGCACCAUGCUGCUGCCACCGCCUCUCCGUCUCCUUCUCAUGCUGCUGCUGCUGCAGCUGCUGCCGGCCUGCUGCCAGCGGGAGUGACGCUCUCUGCUGCAGGCCUCCCUCGCCGCAAGGAAGCGGUGACAUGUGCCUUUUACAUCAAGACUGGCACCUGCAAAUACGGGGUGACUUGUAAGUUUGACCACCCCCCUCCCGGAGAGGUGGCAGCCAAAGCUGCUGCCGAAGCUGCUGCUGCUGCAAUGGUAGGUCCCACGCUUCCGCUCUCUGUCGCCCGCGUCGUCGCCAUCGCUUCCGCAGCUCGUCGCGUUCGCGACCCCUGCCCGUCGCCUUCACUUCCCCCCCGUCGCCUUCACUCCCCCCCCCCCCCCCCCCUCUCCCCCCUUCCGUUGCCUUCAUUUCCCCCUCUCGUCGCCUUCACUUCCCCCCCUCCCGUCGCCUUCACUUCCCCCUCUCGUCGCCUUCACUUUCCCCCCUCCCGUCGCCUUCACUUCCCCUUCCCGUCACCUUCACUACCCCCUCCCGUCGCCUUCACUUCUCCCCCCCGUCGCCUUCACUUCCCCCUCUCGUCGCCUUCACUUCCCCCUCCCGUCGCCUUCACUUCCCCCUCCCCUCGCCUUCACUUCCCCCUCCCGUCGCCUUCACUUCCCCCUCCCGUCGCCUUCAUUUCCCCCUCCCCGUCGCCUUCACUUCCCCUCCCGUCUCCUUCAUUUCCCCCUCCCGUCGCCUUCACUUCCCCUUCCCGUCGCCUUCACUUCCCCCUCCCGUCGCCUUCACUUCCCCUUCCCGUCGCCUUCACUUCCCCCUGCCGUCGCCUUCACUUCCCCCUCCCGUCGCCUUCACUUCCCCCUCCCGUCGCCUUCACUUCCCCCUCUCGUCGCCUUCACUUCCCCCUCCCGUCGCUUUCACUUCCCCCUCCCCUCGCCUUCACUUCCCCCUCCCGUCGCCUUCACUUCUCCCUCCCGUCGCCUUCACUUCCCCCUCCCGUCGCCUUCACUUCCCCCUCCCGUCGCCUUCACUUCCCCCUCCCGUCUCCUUCAUUUCCCCCUCCCGUCGCUUUCACUUCCCCCUCCCCUCGCCUUCACUUCCCCCUCCCGUCGCCUUCACUUCUCCCUCCCGUCGCCUUCACUUCCCCCUCCCGUCGCCUUCACUUCCCCCUCCCGUCGCCUUCAUUUUCCCCUCCCCGUCGCCUUCACUUCCCCUCCCGUCUCCUUCAUUUCCCCCUCCCGUCGCCUUCACUUCCCCCUCCCGUCGCCUUCACUUCCCCCUCCCGUCGCCUUCAUUUCCCCCUCCCCGUCGCCUUCACUUCCCCUCCCGUCUCCUUUAUUUCCCCCUCCCGUCGCCUUCACUUCCCCUUCCCGUCGCCUUCACUUCCCCCUCCCGUCGCCUUCACCUCCCCCAUUUCCCCCCUUCACGCUCUCUUACCCCCUCUGCUCGCCCCUGUUUUCCCGGCUCACUCCUAUACCCACUCUCUCCCUCCCUGCUCACUCUCUUCCCCCCUGCUCACUCUCUUCCCCCCUGCUCACUUUCUUUCCCCCUGUUCUCAUCCCUCUUUCCCCCUUUCUCACCCACUUCCCCCCUGCUCGGUCUAUUUCCCCCUGUGCUCGCCCCUAAAAUCCCCUGCUCACUCCCUUACCCCUUGUUCACUCUCUCCCCCUCUGGUCACUCUCUUCCCCCCUGUACUCACCCAUCUUUCCACCCUGUUUACUCUCUAUUCCCCUUUGUUCAACCCUUUUCCCCCCCCAAGUCCUCUCAUUUCCCCUCCUUAG